Molecule: messenger RNA, 1212 nt
Organism: Lodderomyces oxycetoniae
Lineage: Eukaryota; Fungi; Ascomycota; Pichiomycetes; Serinales; Debaryomycetaceae
Exons: 1
Coding region: 1-1212 (403 amino acids)
Source: RefSeq, a predicted model, not a curated record
AUGGUACGCCAUUUCACAACUUACUAUCCUAUCCAUCUACAGAAACUGGUGAUAGAAAAACCCAUAUCUCAAUUUAAUCCAAUAGCUGAACCAAACGAUGCCUCAGCAGUAUAUACGAAUCUAGGAUGGUUUUAUAUCCCGUUAUGCUACAAUGAUACCUUGGAAACAGCAAAUAUGCUAAAUACCGAGUUUGAGAAACAAAACUUUACCCUUUCCACCAAUAGGGAAGUUAUUCAACAGUUUAUUUAUCAGUGGUGUGGUGAUAGUUAUAUAUCUUUAAAUCUAGGUCUGCUUAGAAGACAUGUAGGCAAAGUUGCAGAAGCAAAGGCUAAGCUUGAAAAAUCGAUUUACAAACAACAAACCGGCCUCCAUACAAGGGGGCCCAAUAAGGAUAAAAUGCAAAAGCCUCGAUGGUUAACCAAGUCAGACAAGGAAAUUCGAAAAGAAAAUGGGAAAUUAAGAUUUAAAAUUGAUGAAAAAACUGGCAAAAUUGAAAUGAAAGGUGAAAUAACUUUUGUAAUUGUUUAUAAUUAUUUCUUGCAAUUGAAAUUCCAUCAAGUCAAAGGAGAUCCGAAAUACAAGGGCAUGAAAAAAUCUGAGAUGAAGGAGAUUUUCAAUAAGGAAUGGCACAAGAUGGAUAUAGAUGGCAAGUGGCAGAAAAGACAAGAAUACAUUGAUUUGUUACUUUCGGGAAAGGAUAUAGUAAAAGGUGAGAUUGUGGAUUUAGAAACAACCUUGCUUGAAGAACCAUUAGAAGAUGGCUAUAGACUAAUGUUCAAAAGGUUUAGAAAAAAAAAGGGGUUGGAUUUACUGGGAAAUCUUGAGGUGGAGAGGGAAAAUGAUAAUGAUUCUGGAUUAAGAAUUAAAAUUAUAGACGGGGGAGAUAGUGACGGUAAUGGCAAAGUUGUUGAAAUAAAGGGAUCAAUAGACUCCAAAUUAGUUUAUGAUUAUUAUUUCGAGAAAAGAGUUUGUCAACUUAAAGAGACACAAGAGUUUGAAAAACUAACAAAAACAAAAGUGGAAAACUUGGUUGAAAAAGAGUGGAAAAAAUUGGAUUUAGAGCAGCAAUGGGAAUUGAAGGAUGAAUACAUGAAAUUAUUAGCUUCUGGCAAGGAUCUAGUCAAUGGUGAAAUUGUGGAUCUAAAAUCUUUAUUAGAGGAUAAGGAAGACAAAGAUGGAUAUCGAUUAAAAAGGGCAAAUGCUAUGCAAUAA